UAUGUAAUCGAAUAAAAAAAAAAAAAAAAAACAUAAAUCCCCAAAUUACCAAAAUCCUCGGCGACGACAAAGAGGAGAGAGAUAGAGAGAGAGAGAAAAAAAAAACAAUGGCUUCUUCGAUCCUUCCGCCGGAGCUGGACAACGACUCACUUGCAUCAUCGCCGAGAUCGGAGUACGAUAGUCAGCCACGUGUACGGUUCAUGUGCACUUUCGGAGGAAGGAUCUUGCCUCGUCCCCCUGAUAACCAGCUCUGUUACGUCGGCGGUGAUAAUCGUAUGGUCGCCGUUCAUCGUCACACUACUUUCGCCUCUCUCCUCAGUAAACUUGCUAAACUCUCCGGUAAAAGCAACAUAAGCGUGAAGUACCAGCUACCAAACGAAGAUCUUGACGCCUUGAUCUCCGUAUCAACGGACGAAGAUGUAGAGAACAUGAUGGACGAGUACGACCGCGUCGCACUCAAUCAAAACCCACGCGCCUCUCGUCUUCGUCUCUUCCUCUUCACCAAUAACGUCGCCGGUGAAGAAGAUAACGAUAGUCGAGCUAGCAGUAUCAGCUCACUCCUCGAC
This is a messenger RNA of Camelina sativa (false flax), 566 nucleotides long. The record is from RefSeq and is a predicted model, not a curated record. Lineage: Eukaryota; Viridiplantae; Streptophyta; Magnoliopsida; Brassicales; Brassicaceae.